This is a messenger RNA of Papaver somniferum (opium poppy), 1755 nucleotides long. RefSeq lists its product as uncharacterized. NCBI's taxonomy places the organism in Eukaryota, Viridiplantae, Streptophyta, Magnoliopsida, Ranunculales, Papaveraceae. The transcript is spliced from 6 exons. The record is from RefSeq and is a predicted model, not a curated record. Bases 1 to 1755 code for a protein of 584 amino acids.
AUGGGAUUGUGCGAGAUGAAGCACAAGCUAAACGAAUUAGUUAAAGACUUUCAACCUGAUAUAAUUGGUAUUGCGGAACCAAGAGUGUCAGUUUCUUCUAGGUCUGUUAAAAAAUUCUGUAUUGAUGGUUUUAGUAGGUCGAUUAUUCAUAAUUCUUUGGAUACGGUUGUUGGUAAUUUAUGGGUGAUGUGGUCUUCGAAUAUUGCUGAUCCGGUUGUGGUGAAUUGUUCUAAACAGGCUAUUACUAUUGGUAUUGAUGGUGUUCAUAUUUCUUUUGUGCAUGCUAGCUCAGUGCAAACUACUAGGAGAAAUCUUUGGAGGCAGUUAGAUAUGGGAGCUCUUCAAGUGCCGUGGCAAUCUGGAGUUCAUAGAAUUAUUAGUAGAUUAGACAGAGGGGUGAUUAAUGAAUUUUGGUUGAAUCGUUUUGAGAAUUGGCGGUGUAAAGCUCUUCCUAGGGAAGUUUCCGAUCAUUCUCCUCUUAUUGGUUUUCCGUUUGUUAACACAAGACCAAGAAGAGCGCCUUUUCGAGUUCAGAAAAUGUGGUUUGGGCAUCCUGAUUUUAUGCGAAUGGUUGAAGAUAGUUGGAAAGUUCCGAUUGUUGGUUCUCCGGCUUUUAUAUAUCCUCAAAAGCUAAAGCGACUUAAACAGGCUCAACUUAGGAUUGAAAGUGUUAUGCGUCUUUCAGAUGAAGACCCUUCAGAUGUAGACAAGUUGAAUUUGAUGAGAACUGUGGCUGUUGAAGUUAAUGAUAUUAGAAUGAGUAGUAAUACUAUUUCGGAAUUGGUGGAUGCUAAUGGGGUUACGUUGACUGAUUGUGAUCAGAUUCGUAAUCUUAUUGUUGAUUAUUAUGAGGCGAAGUUUAAUGGAGAUGAUUCAGUUCCGGUGGAGACUCUUUUUAAUAUUGAUCAUAAUAGUAUUUCCCUUGAGGAAAGUACUAGAAUGGAUCAAUUGCCUUCUUUAGAAGAGAUUCGCGCAUCAGUUUUUGAUUUGGAUGCUGAUAGUGCGCCUGGACCGGAUGGCCUUCUCAUGUUGUUGCCUAAAGAGAGAGGUGCAAAUACUCUUCGUAACUUUAGGCCAAUUGGUCUUAGUAACUUCUUUUCUAAGAUUUUUACCAAGAUUUUAGCUACUAGACUUGGUGGAGUUUUGGAUAACUUGAUUUCUGAGGAGCAAGUAGCGUUCAUGAAAAGGAGAAAUAUCCAUGAAAAUAUUAGUCUCGCUUCAGAGAUGGUGAAUGAGACGCAGAUUAAGCGGAAAGAUGGUAAUGUUGGGUUUAAGCUUGAUAUAACUCAGGAUUUUGACACAGUUAGUUGGACUUUUAUCUUGGAAGUGUUUCGAAGAUAUGGUUUUUCUGAGAGCUGGUGUGAUUGGAUUCUUCAAAUUCUAAAAUCUGCUAGAAUUUCGGUCCUUGUCAAUGGUAGUCCAGAAGGUUUCUUCAGUAUUGAUAGGGGGCUUCGUCAAGGAGAUCCAUUGUCACCUCUUAUCUUUGUGUUGAUUGAGGAUGUCUUAAGCAGGAAUAUCACAAAGUUCUUUAAAGAGGGCAAGAUGACUCAUAUGGUUAAUAGAAAAGGUAUAGCUCCUACCCAUCUAUUUUUUGCUGAUGACAGUAUGAUUUUUUGUAAAGGUAACAUGAAGAGCUUGAGAAAUCUGGUUGAUUUGUUGAGAAAUGUCGCAGAACACUUUGAGAAACGACAAAAUAGGUGCGAAGAUAUGGAACUAAAGUACGAAGGAGGUCAUUGUACAAGACGCAGAGAGUAA